Sciurus carolinensis (gray squirrel) is the source of this 3784-nucleotide messenger RNA. Its product is annotated as KIAA0040 ortholog. NCBI's taxonomy places the organism in Eukaryota, Metazoa, Chordata, Mammalia, Rodentia, Sciuridae. Bases 463 to 813 code for a protein of 116 amino acids. The record is from RefSeq and is a predicted model, not a curated record. The transcript is spliced from 2 exons.
GCCGGGGCGGGCGCGGCCGGGCGUGUGCGCCCGAGGCCAAGGGCGCCGGUGGUCGGCGGCUCGGCGGGAAGCCCGGGCCGAGCUGCGGAGCGGUGUGGACGGCAGUGCGAUCCAGGAAGUUGUGUCCGCGACAUCAGGGGCAGGACGGGCGGCCGUGGAACCUCGAGUAUGCGCGGCGUCGGCCGGCGGCGGGGCAGGGCGCACCCAGGGCGCUUCUCCCCGCGGAGCGGCAGGUAGGCGCCCGCGGGCCCCGCCGCGCCGCCCCGAGCGCUGUGCAGCGCGGGCCCGCCGUCCGGGUGGCUGUCACUCAGGGACGCGGCAGGUCCCGGGCCGCGCCCGCAGGAAGCCUCCUGGGCCCGCCCGAAAGGUGCUACUGAUGGCAUGCCCAAGCCCAGAGCUGAAAGAGGAAUAAAUUCCAAGUGGCCACGGCUGUGUCCUCUUGAGCCCAGGACUUGCUAGUGAAUGACUUGCUUGUCACUUGCUGGUCACUUGCUAGUGAGCCCCCUACAGCCCGGCACCAUGGAGAAAAUCAUCUCCUUCUUCAACUCCAUCUGGGACAUCAUCCUGACCAAGCACCAAGAGGGCAUCUUCAACACCAUCUGCCUGGCCGUCCUGCUGGGGCUGCCACUCUUGGUGGUUCUCACACUCCUUGUCAUCUGUUGCCAUUGCUGCUGGAGCCGGUCAGGCAAGAGCGGACCACAGCCAGAGCAAAACAAGAGGAAGAAGAAGAAGAAGAAGGAUGAAGAAGACCUCUGGAUCUCUGCCCAGCCCAAGCUUCUCCAGAUGGAGAAGAGGCCAUCGCUACCUGUCUAGCUAGGUAGGAAGCUGGCGUCCUCCCUCUGGGGCCAAGACUCCUCCCAGCUGCACAGAGACUAGGGAGAAGGAAUCCCUGAAGAGACGCACUCAUGUCCACAGACUAACUACUCGGCCAAGGAACCAAUCUCAGACUGAGUGUCCCCAAGGAGGGCACUUCCAGGGGAGCACAUGGACAAGUCUUGCACGGUCUUGGCAGCUCUGUGUCCAGUAGCCAUGCUCUUUACCACAGUCCCAAGCAAGCCCUUCCGUCUGCCUCUGCCACACCCCGUACCCAAAAGCACUGAGAACCUUAGUCCAUCCAUCUCGACACAGCUUCCAAGUGCGCCCACACACCCAUCACACAUGAAAAUUCAGGCAACAGGCACAAUGGCAGGUAUAUUCUGUCCAUCAGGUGGCUGUUGAAUAUGUGCUUUGUGCAGGACAGUGCCUUAUAUACACUGGCCAAAAUGUCUUGUGGGAAGGCGGCUAGACUUAGGCACAUAUACACAAUUACACAGCCAGGCAAGGCCCUUCACACUGUCUGUUCCAUAUUUCAGCCAGGUUGGAAAUGUGUGCUUUCCUGUUCCUGUACCUACACUCUUACUGGAAAUUCUGGCAACCUGGUACUGUCCCCAUUCCAGUGCAGAGCAGAUAGAUGCAGACCUGUGCUUCUGACUCCUCCCCUCUGCCCACAUAAAGUCUGAUGGAUCAAAAUUCACUGAAAACUCUUUUCUUGCAAUGUCGUUCUCAUUACCACUGAUGGGUGCUUAAUGUGGUCCAAGACCUCUUUGGGACACUACCCCAUCAUCACUCAGCAAAAUGCCCUUUUCCAAGCAAAAACAAACAGCUCUUGGCAGUGGUGCUAAAAGCUGUGGAAACCCCUCACCCACUUCAGUGGGCUAGAGUUGUGUACCUGUGCAAUGACUGUUUUCCAGAUGGAAAGGUCAGAUGCUACACCUGAGCUAGAUGUCCUCUUCCUACCAAAGAUUUUCAUCAGGGAAGGAAUUAAGACAAUCACCAGCACAGUCUCUAAGAAAGCACACUGGGAAUGAUUUCAUGUGGUUGUAAUGGGUGCUUGGUAUGUUGCAGGAGGUACCCAGAAGUAGUAGUUGAAAUGAAAGUUGGAAGUAGCUAUAAAGAAGUUUAUUAAUAUUUAUCUUGAAGCUCAGGCAAGUAUCUUGCACACAGUAGAUACUCAUAACUGUGGUUGCUGUUGGAUGCAUGGUGAUGUUAAGGGUAAACUUAUGAUACCUCGCCAAUUCCCCCCAGGUGACCUUCUAAGAGAGUCCACUGAUGGCUGCAAUGGCUGGAACUAUGUGUUGGGUUCUGUGUGAGAGUACAUGCAGAACCAAGGGGCGAGAGGACACGUAAGCUCGGUCCGCAGAGAGUGGAGCAGGGCUCCUCCCCACCGGGUUGAGGUGGGAGGCACAGUUAAUCGCUAUAUGAUGAACCAGUUGGCAUUUUGAUUGUAUUAUGACCACAUUACAAAGACGGAUCAUUCCCAAUUGAGAGUAGGAUGUACUCUCACAAUUCAUUUUCAUAUCUAGGGAGCUCUCUUGGAGUAUUUUCCCAUGGAAGUUUUUCUAGUCAGUGGCAAAAAUCACUGUCUAAUAGCACAGCUAAACUAUGACAUUUAUAAUAGCAAAAACCUAAAUUCAUUAGGAUUGUGUGAAUGGAGAGAUGUACUCAGUUUGCUCUCUUGGGUUACCUUGUACUCACCUGCCUCCAGGUACACUCCAGGUCUAAGGAGGGUGGGAUCUGGUGGUGACCAGGGUCUAAGAGAGAACUCUGUGCACCUGACUUAGGCCUGCACAUAUCCUUAGCCAGUCAUGUUGGCCCUCUGACUCUAGGGUGAAAUUCCCUAGGCACUCAGGCCUCCACUCUUAGACCCCUUUGACCCAAAGAAGGGGCACUGUCUGAUUCUGUGUCCCCUUGUCACAUGAAGAACUUGUGGAGCAUCUGGCUGUCUCCCGUGUGUCACAGGAUGGCCAGUCAUCUCCCCACACCACGUGCCUCCCGUGUCCUCUGCUGCCCACCAGGAUCAGUUGACCUUCCCAUCUCUAGCUCUUAGUCCCUCUAAUGUGGAAGACCCAGAGGUGGAAGCUGGCAGCAAGAUGGGGUGUCAGGUAUGAUCUGGGGUGUGGAUCACCAGGAUCAGGGAUCCUAGGAGUAACGUGGUUUCCAUGGCAACUGGCUGCUGCACUGAAUUAAGACAGCAGCCAGUUGCCUGCCAUGACAAGGCCCUUCUCCAGGCACAGGGCCCCUGCCAUCUCUUAGAAGCAUGGACUUUCUCCCACUCUGGGCAUGAAACACCCAGAAAGUCACAUCUCAGUUACCUCCGAAGCCCAGGAUGCAGAAGACCUCACCCGGGGGGGCCUGUCUUUUCUGCACCCCGCCUCCCGACACCUUAUGGCGUGCCUAGGAUAGGCUGGGACCAUGAGGGCCCUCAGAUUGCUGGACACACGGCAGCGUGGGGGGCCAGGGGUCACGCCUUCCACCCUGCCUUCCCACUCUGUCUUGCCUCUCCAUGCCCCUCUUCUCCCUGUGCCCGGCCAGCGCAGCCAUCAGUCCCCGCCCCGUCCACUCUGUAUCCCAGCCUCUGUCCCAGAACUGCCUCUGGCAACCAGUGGGACCUUGGGACCUGUGCCCACAUGGCUCAUCUGGGGGUGGGGUGAAGUUAAUGGGGGGCCAAAUUAGGAUCUGUAAAGAAGAGGCCUCAACCAGCGCAGCCUCGGGGAACCGUCCCCAGUCCCGGAUUCUAAGCCUCAGCCGGACCCAGAGGGCAGUCAGAGGAGAUCUUCCCUCCUUUGCUCAGUGGAGUCGCUGUUUGCAUUUCUGGGGGGAAGGGAAAGGAAGAGGAAAAGGUAGAGAAAGAAAACUCCCCUUCUCAAGAAGAAUAUAAAUGAUCAAAGUUGUAUAUUUUUCAGUAUCUUUUCUGUAAAAUUCAAAUAUGCAUAAAAGAAAAAUUUAUUUAAAUAAAUAUUUUGAA